This is a messenger RNA of Lactuca sativa (garden lettuce), 2213 nucleotides long. Its product is annotated as zinc finger CCCH domain-containing protein 30. Gene Ontology annotation, molecular function: protein binding; metal ion binding. NCBI's taxonomy places the organism in Eukaryota, Viridiplantae, Streptophyta, Magnoliopsida, Asterales, Asteraceae. The record is from RefSeq and is a predicted model, not a curated record.
GGUUUCCAUUUUCUCGAGCGAUUUCUUCUUCUUCUUUUUUCUUUUUUCUUUUUAGUUUUUGGUAAAGUUGGAAAAACUAUAUACGGUUGCUUCGGAAUUUUGUCUCUAGUUUCACCUUUCUACUGUGGUGUUUCUGUUUUUGAGAUCUUAUGUGAAGAUGAAGGUAUUUCUGUCUUACCUUUUUAGGGCAUGAAGUUUUAACCAAAGAGUAACGUCUAGAACAUUCCACAUUAAUUUAAUAAUUUCGUAUCUGGGAUAUGUCAGGGAGGCGAUUGUAUUGGAAAAUCUUUGAAAAUUUUAUUUUCUUGAUUUCUAAUACCAUAUCUGUGUAGAAUUUGUUGUUAUCGUUUCUCUAUAAAUACCCAUGAUUUGCAUACAUUUCAUUGAUCUUCCAAACCCCAUAUAUAUAUUUCUGAUUGUUUUCCACGAUUCUUGAAGAAGCAUGUCGAUCAGUUAAUCUUCAAAACUCCAUCUGCUUCCCUGUUCGAAGAUAUGAAUGAUUCAAUAAAAAUUAUCCGACCCGAUUCAUCUUUCUCCAAUUUGCUCGAGCUAGCAGCUAAUAAUGACGUAGACGGAUGUAAGCAAUCAAUCACUCGUAUUCCUUCCGCCAUUAACGAAGUGGGACUCUGGUAUGGGCGUCAAAGAAGCUCAAAACGUAUGUUAAUGGAGCAUAGAACUCCAUUGAUGAUCGCUGCAACUUAUGGUAGUCUUGAUGUUGUAAAGUUAAUACUUUCUUUUACAGAGGUUGAUGUAAAUAGUUCUUGUGGCCUCGAUAAAACAACCGCUCUUCACUGUGCCGCUUCCGGUGGUUCUUCUAACGCUUUUGACGUCAUCAAGAUUUUGUUAAUUUCCGGCGCCGACCCUGAUUUAGUCGACGCCGAUGGUCGUCGUCCUGUUGACGUUCUUCUCGUUCCUCCAAAUCUACCAAACCUGAAGAUUUCACUUGAAAAAUUGCUUAAAAAUGAUGGAUUUUGGGUUGAACAAGAAGAUGAUUUUACUUGUUUCAAAUCAAAUGAGAAAAAGGAAUACCCAAUUGACCCGUUUUUUCCCGAUUUAAAAAGCGAUGCUUAUUCAACCGACGAGUUUCGAAUGUUUGCGUUCAAGAUUCGGCCAUGUUCACGAGCUUAUUCGCAUGAUUGGACUGAAUGCCCGUUUAUUCAUCCGGGUGAAAGUGCAAGAAGACGUGACCCGAGAAAAAUCCAUUACAGCUGUGUUCCAUGCCCCGAUUUCAAGAAAGGACAGUGUCGACGUGGCGAUCUCUGUGAGUUCGCUCAUGGAGUUUUUGAAUGCUGGCUUCACCCUGCUCAAUACAGGACUCGUCUCUGUAAAGAUGGAACCUUUUGUGCUCGAAGGGUCUGUUUUUUUGCUCAUACGCCUGAAGAACUCCGUCCGCUGUAUGUUUCUACAGGUUCCGCCAUGCCCUCACCACGAAGUUCUCCGGCUGCCGCCUCCACCAUGUCACCGCCGUUUUCUCCACCACCUAUGUUGCAGCUGCACGGUGGCAAUCUUCAGGCAAGCCGACUGAGAUUGUCAUUUAACGCUAGAGAUGUUCACGCGGAGGAGCUUAAGCUGCUUCUUGACCUUGAAAUGCAUCAGCGGCAGCAGGCGGCGGUGAACCUUUUCUCGCCGGUGAACACAUUUUCGCCAAAGGGUUAUGAGUAUUGGGGUUCGCCUAGGGGAAUGGAGCAACAGCAACCUCACUUGCCCCCUUUUAGCCCACAGUUUUCGAAAUGGGAUUAUGCGAAAAAGGUGGACUGGUCGGUGAACGGAGGUGAACAAGCUCCGGCGAGAAGGUUGCAGGUCACUGAGCCUGAUGUUUCAUGGGUCCAGUCUCUGGUGAAGGAACCACCACCGCCGGUUGCUGCGGUGGAACCGCCGGAGACUGAAAAGAACGAUCAUGCGGCUUUGGGAGCAUGGCUCGAAAACAUGCAGCUUGAUCAGAUUGUUGCCUAGCAUACAUCGGUCAAAGUCAAACUGGAGCAAGCUAAGGAGUGAAAGGUAAUUUCAUUUAUCUAUUUAUUAUUAAUUAUUAAUUUUUUUGUUGUUCCACAAGAAAAAAAAAAGAUAUCAAGAGGUUGGAAAUUCUUUUCUCUAAGAUUUGACUUUUGCUUUCUAAAGACCCAAGAUUUCAUGGAAUUCAGUUGAAUUCUUUGUAUUGUUACACAUAUUUUUAAACACAAACAUAAAUACAAAUUGAUCGUCUUUUAAGUUUA